Messenger RNA from Colletotrichum higginsianum IMI 349063, 1554 nucleotides. Its product is annotated as F-box domain protein. The record is from RefSeq and is a predicted model, not a curated record. Bases 1 to 1554 code for a protein of 517 amino acids. The transcript has a single exon. Lineage: Eukaryota; Fungi; Ascomycota; Sordariomycetes; Glomerellales; Glomerellaceae.
AUGUCAAUUCAGGAGGCAGAGAUGGGCUCUCUCGGCCUGGAGGAUCUCUCCCUUGAGACCUCUGUCGAGACCGCCGAGAUGGACACUCUUGUCUUGGACGGUCUCCCCCUCGAGAUCCGCGAGGGCAUCGCCAAGAUGCUCUGCACCCACUGCGUCCCUACCACGAUUCACUUUGCGGGCUACAAGGCCUCCAAGAAAACACUGUUCAACCUUUGCCUCGUCAGCAAGGACUGGAACAAGAUCGCGACGCCCGUCCUCUAUGAGGCCUUCAACUCGACCGAGAAGAACACCACCUUCGGAUUCCUCGAGACGAUCAUCAUGCGCCCCGAACUGGGCGCCUACGUCAAGACCGCCUACCUCACGCCCUCGGCCAACCUCUACGGCCAGACCCAGGUCAACCGCUACAAGCAAUCCAUCAGCGACCGGGCGGCCGCCUUGGGCAUCGAUCCCACCGAGCACGACAGGUUCUGGGGCUCCUCCCGCGCCGACUCCAUCUGGGAGAACGAGCUUCGGUUCUUCCUAGAGGAGAUGCUUCUCCUCCACACUCCGAACAUCGUGUCGGUGACCCUCAAGGACCGGCCCGAGGUCGUCGACGCCCAGUUCGCCUUCAGAUUCCUCGCCAUGGCCGCCGUGCAGAACCCGCAGCAGCAGCAGUUGUGGGACGGCUUGAAGAGCCUCCGCAACGUCGCCAUGGACAUCGGCGUGAGCCUCAUCACGGACGAGCGCUCUCACGUGGCCUACCUUUGCCGCCUCGCCUCCUUCGCGCCCAACGUGCGCGUCCUGAAGAUCCACGAGAUCUUCGUCCCGUACUGUUUCCACGGCCUUCGCGUGGCCAGCCACGCCGCCUCCCUGCCGCGUCCGCCCAUGGUGGUCCCGCCUCGCCUGGCGGUCUUCCUCGCGAACCUCACGUCGCUCAAGUUCGCCAGCCACGUCCGCUUCCGGGAGUCCCCCAAGAUCUUCCGCCAGAUCGUCGCGCACUGCACCGGCCUCGUCGAGGUCCAGUACGGCGCGGGCUCGCUCGACGCCGCGUCGGCGCUGCACAUCCUGUACCCGCUGCGCCCAACCCUGAAGCGCCUUCGCCUCACGCUCCAGGUCGCCCCCGGUGACCGCACCAUCUGGGACGGCCUCAACAGCCUGCACGUCUCGCCGUUCCACAUCGUCGCGAGCUUCGCGUCCCUCGAGGUUCUGCGCUUCGACUUCACCGGCCGCUGCCUCAACGAGCUGCCCCCGAGCCACACGCAGCGACCCGACAUGACGGUGGCACUCACGAAAGCCCUGCCCCCUUCCCUGCGGGUGCUGUUCCUCACGGGCUGCGAGUGGGCGUACCUCGUCGAGGGCAUCUCCCAGCUGCGGAAGCUCGUCGAGGAGCGCAAGUUGCCCAGCCUCCAGAAGCUCCACGUGGCGUGCACAAGCCUCGCCCGGGACAAGCCCUUCAUCAAGACCUUUGCCAAGCACGACGUCGACAUGAAGAUCUUCCUGCACCGGUUCUCGGCCCGCGAGGAGAAUGCCGGCCUCGAGGAGGAGGGAUGGGACCAGUACGGAAGCCUUGCUUGA